AUGGGUAAUAUAAAUAGUUUGCAUUCCCUAAAUAUACUUCACAACAAGCUGACCGUUGUUGAGAACGAACUCAAAGCAAAUUAUAAUAUAUCUGAGCCUUCACUGCUAGAAAGAAUGGAAAAUAAAAAAAAAUGUGUAAGAUAUACUCCACCUUUAUCACAAUUACCACAGCCAGUAUAUAAUAUUUCAAUACUCUUAGAUGACAACUUUGAAGGUCCAUUUGUACUAGAAUUAAAAGUGGCACCAUGUGAAAUGGUUAUAACAGGAUUUGAGGGUUUAAUUAUUCAUAAAAUAAAAAAAAAUGAGAUAAUAUUUAUUCAUAGAGUAGAUAAGAUCAUAUUUAAGGUCUAUUCAAAAGGUAGUAAAAAGCUAGGUGGUGAAAUAGCUAGUAAAUCUGAUAUUUCAGAAGAUGAAGAAAAUAUAAUCUUAAUGGUUUUCAAAUUCACAAAUUCUAAAGAUUGUGAAUCAUUUCGCUUACUUUUUCCAUUAAUAUAUGGUAUUAUAAUUUAUGAUAGUAAUGUAAAAAUACCAUUAGCAGACCCAAUACCAUUGAAUAACUAUAUAGUAGGACAAAAUGAAAAAUUAGUUAACAAGUUUCAUAGAUACUCUGAUAUAGGAAAGAUUAAUGAUAAUAAUUCUGAAGAGGAAGUGGAGGAUCAAGAAGCCUUAGAUAGAUAUGAAGAUUAUAUGAAUUCUUAUGAAGGUGAUUUCUUUACAAGAAAUGAACUUUUAUUAAAUUCAACAAAAUCUCCAUUGGAUAUGUUGUUAGAGGAUGAUAAUGAUGAAGUAAAAAAUGAGGAUAGUGAUAAGAAUCAGUAUUCAAAAUUUUUUCCAAUAUCUAUAGAAGGUGAUAGAACUGUUGGAUCUAUAAUUACUUACAAAGAUAUAUCACCACUAGGUAAUAGAUAUAAAGGAGAAGUAAUAGAGUGGAGACUGUCUACUAGUAUAGGUGGAAAAAACCCAGAAUUUAGUGGAAAUCCAGUUUCAGUUUCCAAAACAUUUCAGUUAUUAUCAAAACAUGUCGGACGUUAUAUUCAAGUCAAAGUAUACAGACAUAUUGGAGUGGAAAAAUCUGAAAUAUCUUAUGUUUGUUCCGAGACUAGAAGUUGUGUAAUCCUUCCAAACGACGAUAUACUAAGUAAUUGUGCAUUAUUAUUAUCAAAUGGAGGACAAUAUAGAGUUGAUAUAUCACUAUAUGAUAUUUGUAAGCUACUGUGUAUAUCAGAUCCAGAUUCCUUUAUUAAAUCAUGGUUCGCAAAUAUAAGAAAUAUUCCUCCAUUCAUAUCUUGCUACCUCAAUAUAAAGCGUCAAUCUGUAAAACUUUUAAUACCAACACCAUCGAUAUUAUUGGAAUAUUAUCAUAAUGUAUCAGUAAUCCCACUUUGCUUCGGUUACAAUGAAUUUAUAUGUACUAAGAAGUCGGACUGGUUUGGGUUUAAUGGUUAUCCACAAAUUUAUUCAAUAAUAGGUAAACAGGGGAAUAACUUAGAAAGAUGUACAUUAUAUAUGUCUUAUAGUGAUGGUGAAAGACGUGACAUAGCUAUUAAUUGCCCAACAGAGAGAGAUAGAGAUGUUAUUCAUGCAAGUAUAAUAUUCAUGCAAUUAGCACCAGAUAUUAGUCUUGAGAAGUUAAAUUCCCAGAUAAAAUCUAAUACAUUUAUCGAAUUUAAGAGAUAUUUCACAGACAUAUUUACUAAUGCUAAUUGGAAUUCAAGACUGCAACUUGAUAGGUUUGAUAUUUCCGGGACAUAUAUCAACAGAAUUGGUGUUCAUCAAGAUAUUAAGCAUUAA
Messenger RNA from Cryptosporidium muris RN66, 1791 nucleotides. RefSeq lists its product as uncharacterized. The coding region runs from base 1 to 1791 and encodes 596 amino acids. The record is from RefSeq and is a predicted model, not a curated record. The transcript is spliced from 2 exons. NCBI's taxonomy places the organism in Eukaryota, Apicomplexa, Conoidasida, Eucoccidiorida, Cryptosporidiidae.